AACGGUUUCCGGUGCGAGACGUAAUGAAUACACCCCUUGUUCGUGGACGUCUCCCUCGACGUGUUUUGUUAUUGUGGAAUCCUGUCAAACACACGGAGAGGCUCAAAGGUUUCAAUUGAUUGAGUGGACGGCGCUGUGCUAGCCACCUUUAAAAAUAUAUAUAAUCUAACUUACAUAUUUAUUUUUGUGUGUUGCUAUAAAGCUCCCCAAAAAACUCCGCUCAAUUCGACGCCAUGGACGUUGGUCAAGCAUGCCCCCCUGCCCCCACUCUCUCUCUUGACCCAGACAUCAACCUGAACUCUCCCAACAAGGGCCUGGGCCCUGCAGGAGGAGCAGACCCUCUGACUGAUGUCCCCGUGGAGGGCGGAGCCGUGGGGGUAUCCUCCAUCAACACGUUACCCCCGGGGCUCACAGAGGAGGAGGCUGAGGAGAUCCGCUCUGAGCUAGUCAAGGUGGAAGAGGAGAUCAGCACCCUGAGACAGGUGCUCCUGGCCAAAGAGAAGCAUUCUGCUGAUCUGAAGAGGAAGCUGGGGCUGAGCCCCCUCAACGAGCUCAAACAGAACCUCACCAAGGGAUGGCAGGAUGUCCAGACCUCUAAUGCAUAUCUUACAGCGUCUGCAACUUUGGAUGAAAUUGCCCGAUCUGAAGCGUACAAGAAGACUCAGGAGACCCUGUCUGUGGCGGGACAGAAGACCACUGCUGCCUUCUCCACCAUGGGAACUGCCCUCAGCAGGAAACUGGGAGACAUGAGAGCGCUGCCGUUCUCUAACUCCUUUAGUAGCAACUACUCCAUCCGCCAUUCGAUAAGUAUGCCAGCGAUGAGAAACUCUCCAACCUUCAAGUCGUUUGAGGACAAAGUUGGAAACAUCAAGUACAAGGUGGUUGGAGCCAGAGGUAACGGUGAAGCUGUCCAGUCCCCAACCGACACGAACCCUGUUCAGGACAACGCACCCUUCUGAAGAUCACCCCCCCCCCCCCACACACACACUCCCCUCCUCCUCUCUCUCAUCACCGGGACUGUGACAUCAUCAUUAAGCGCCUCAUCACUGAGUGACACAUGACCUUCGGCCUAAAGAAGUCACCUUCUAAUCUCCACAUUACUCACUACUGCCUCCCUCGCCUGACCUGGAAAACGUAGUGCCCUAUAUCAUUAAUACUACUACUAUCAUCCCCUAGCCCCUACUCCGUAGCCCCUUACCCUCUCCCUUGUGGAGAACUGAAAGGACUGGAGUGAUGUGUGCAGUAUGGCAACAAUUCCACCUAUGCUAUGACAGGUCAAGGUGGGAGGAGUCACUACUAUAUUGUCUAAACCAAUAGGUUGAUUUGUUGCAUAUUGCUUACUCUUAUCUAGUUCCUUCAGAUCUCCACAAGUGCCUAGGAGGUUAGGGGCUAAAGGUCCGCUUGGAAAUCUCCCUCCUCAGCGCCCCUCCUCGCCUACUAAGAGCAUGUGCAUAUCUCAUCUCACUGUGCAAAUAAUACAAACUACCGCAAAAUACAACCUGAGGUUACGUAACAUCAAAUCACCACAGCUUGUAAAAAAUAAAAUAAAAAGACAACUACGGUAAACCAUUUUGUAUUAUAAAACGAUUUUACACUGCUUUGCAUAAUGUUUUUACAUGACUUAUCUGUAUGUAUAAAUAUAUAUGAAUAAAUAUAUUGUGAACCAUUACUGCCAGUCGGCAUUCAUCGGUAGGUAUGGCUGACGUGGAGGCUCAAACAAGAAGGCAAAUAAAAAAUCACUACGACUACAACAAUGAUCAGUUUGGUGCCCUGCUGAGAGUUCGAUAUCAGUUUGGUGCCCUGCUGAGAGUUCGAUAUCAGUUUGGUGCCCUGCUGAGAGUUCGAUAUCAGUUUGGUGCCCUGCUGAGAGUUCGAUAUCAGUUUGGUGCCCUGCUGAGAGUUCGAUAUCAGUUUGGUGCCCUGCUGAGCGUUCGAUAUCAGUUUGGUGCCCUGCUGAGAGUUUGAUAUCAGUUUGGUGCCCUGCUGAGAGUUCGAUAUCAGUUUGGUGCCCUGCUGAGCGUUCGAUAUCUGUUUGGUGCCCUGCUGAGAGUUUGAUAUCAGUUUGGUGCCCUGCUGAGCGUUCGGUUUCUGUUUGGUGCCCUGCUGAGCGUUCGAUAUCAGUUUGGUGCCCUGCUGAGAGUUCGAUUUCUGUUUGGUGCCCUGCUGAGAGUUCGAUAUCAGUUUUGGUGCCCUGCUGAGAGUUCGAUUUCUGUUUGGUGCCCUGCUGAGAGUUCGAUAUCAGUUUUGGUGCCCUGCUGAGAGUUCGAUUUCAGUUUGGUGCCCUGCUGAGAGUUCGAUUUCUGUUUGGUGCCCUGCUGAGAGUUCGAUAUCAGUUUUGGUGCCCUGCUGAGAGUUCGAUAUCAGUUUGGUGCCCUGCUGAGCGUUCGAUAUCAGUUUGGUGCCCUGCUGAGCGUCCGAUAUCAGUUUGGUGCCCUGCUGAGAGUUCGAUAUCAGUUUGGUGCCCUGCUGAGAGUUCGAUAUCAAUUUGGUGCCCUGCUGAGCGUUCGAUAUCAGUUUGGUGCCCUGCUGAGAGUUCGAUAUCAGUUUGGUGCCCUGCUGAGAGUUCGAUAUCAGUUUGGUGCCCUGCUGAGAGUUCGAUAUCAGUUUGGUGCCCUGCUGAGCGUUCGAUAUCAGUUUGGUGCCCUGCUGAGAGUUUGAUAUCAGUUUGGUGCCCUGCUGAGAGUUCGAUAUCAGUUUGGUGCCCUGCUGAGCGUUCGAUAUCUGUUUGGUGCCCUGCUGAGAGUUUGAUAUCAGUUUGGUGCCCUGCUGAGCGUUCGGUUUCUGUUUGGUGCCCUGCUGAGCGUUCGAUAUCAGUUUGGUGCCCUGCUGAGAGUUUGAUAUCAGUUUGGUGCCCUGCUGAGAGUUUGAUAUCAGUUUGGUGCCCUGCUGAGCGUUCGGUUUCUGUUUGGUGCCCUGCUGAGCGUUCGGUUUCUGUUUGGUGCCCUGCUGAGAGUUUGAUAUCAGUUUGGUGCCCUGCUGAGAGUUUGAUAUCAGUUUGGUGCCCUGCUGAGCGUUCGGUUUCUGUUUGGUGCCCUGCUGAGCGUUCGAUAUCAGUUUGGUGCCCUGCUGAGAGUUCGAUUUCUGUUUGGUGCCCUGCUGAGAGUUCGAUAUCAGUUUUGGUGCCCUGCUGAGAGUUCGAUUUCUGUUUGGUGCCCUGCUGAGAGUUCGAUAUCAGUUUUGGUGCCCUGCUGAGAGUUCGAUUUCAGUUUGGUGCCCUGCUGAGAGUUCGAUUUCUGUUUGGUGCCCUGCUGAGAGUUCGAUAUCAGUUUUGGUGCCCUGCUGAGAGUUCGAUAUCAGUUUGGUGCCCUGCUGAGCGUUCGAUAUCAGUUUGGUGCCCUGCUGAGCGUCCGAUAUCAGUUUGGUGCCCUGCUGAGAGUUCAAUAUCAGUUUGGUGCCCUGCUGAGCGUUCGAUAUCAGUUUGGUGCCCUGCUGAGCGUUCGAUAUCAGUUUGGUGCCCUGCUGAGCGUCCGAUAUCAGUUUGGUGCCCUGCUGAGCGUUCGAUAUCAGUUUGGUGCCCUGCUGAGCGUUCGAUAUCAGUUUGGUGCCCUGCUGAGCGUUCGAUAUCAGUUUGGUGCCCUGCUGAGCGUUCGAUAUCAGUUUGGUGCCCUGCUGAGAGUUCGAUUUCUGUUUGGUGUGUUUCUACAAUGUGGAAGCAAGGCUUUAGUGUAAAGACCAGUUUCUACCUUCAUCAGAUGGCUAUCUUUAGGCCUUACUCUUUCAGUCUUAUUGCUUUCUGUUACUUUGCUGGUAUAAAAUAAAUGUAAUUUUUUUUUCUCUAUUCUUUCUUAAUCUGGAAGUUGUAGAAUAUCGUUUAGCCUGGGAGGUGCUUGCGUUCUCUUUUUUAUUUUGUAGGCUCAAGUGUUUACUGUUAUUGUGCCACAUCUGAAAUGAUCAACUGUCAAAUACAGUCCAGACAGCUCUCUGUGUCCACCAUUUUAUUCUAAGAAUUGUCCUCGUGCCUCAGGCGUAACUCCACCACACACUUGUAUGCGCACACUCCUGUACCCAGACGUACUCGUACCCACCCUGUGACUAGCUCUACUAGUUAUUUAUAUAUCAACAACACUUCCUGUUUUGCCAGUGUGCACUAAACCCAACCUACUUUACACUAUAAAACAAAAAACAAACUACUAGCUGUUGCCUAGCUUUUACAACCUUCAACACAACUUGAAAUAGCUUCUGUUGGUUUGGUAACAACGUCUCUUUUUGUUGUUUUCAACAUGAUGUAUCUGUGGAGAUUGUAUUCCCCCCCCCCCCAAUUUAGUGUUCCAUUUCUAUCCAGGGGCUGGAGUAUUAAUUUACCCUUUAACUUCUUUUAUAAUUAUAAUGUUGUAUUAUUUAGUAGUGAUGAUCAUAUUUAGGUUAUGUGUUUUUUGACGUCUCAUUCUUGGUUGGAGUUUAAGGUUUGUUUUAUAUUUAAUAGCCAUCUGUAAAUCGUUGCCAAUCUGUCAUUUACCUGCCUGUUACAGAUCUCUCUCACUUUCAAAUUAAUACCGUAGUUAUUAUAUAGAUGGUAGGUCUCUGCUACGAGCUGGACCGGUUUCUCCACCGAUCUGGACCGGUUUCUCCACCGAUCUGGACCGGUUUUCCCACCGAUCUGGACCGGUUUUCCCACCGAUCUGGACCGGUUUCCCCACCGAUCUGGACCGGUUUUCCCACCGAUCUGGACCGGUUUCCCCACCGAUCUGGACUGGUUUUCCCACCGAUCUGGACUGGUUUUCCCACCGAUCUGGACUGGUUUUCCCACCGAUCUGGACCGGUUUCCCCCAGACACGGAUCAGACCAGAGAAUUUCUGUUAGGAAUGCGUUUUUAGUCCAGGAUUUAGCUUAAUCUGUUGGCAGACAGGGCCUCCCAAAGGCAACCCAAUUCAUGUUUUGUCCGAUUUAUUGGCAAAAGAUCUGAUCGGUCAAAAAUACCAAUUUUAGUGGCGAAAGAUCAGAAUUGGGCUGCCUGUGUAAACGCAGCCUUAGUAUAUUCCGUUGUCUGUUGUCUCUGGUUAUGACGGAGCAAGGGGAAAGGCAGAUGUAUCCCAUAGAUUGUGUAGAGCUGCAAAAAACAUUGUUUGGGUCUAAUGUACAUUUUUGGGACACCACAGCUGAAUUUGUUAAAACACAUUAUUGAAGGCAUGUACAAUGUUGGGAAUGAUAGGAAUAUAUAUAUAUAUAUAUAGCUUUAUUUAGAAUGGGAGCCUAGUUUUAGACCUUUUAAAUGGAUAUGAGAAUGGUGGAUGAAUUCAACUGUUGGUUUGUCAUAUGUUGAGAAUAUCAAUAAAGCAUUCCUUUAAACAAA
This is a messenger RNA of Oncorhynchus mykiss (rainbow trout), 5290 nucleotides long. Its product is annotated as tumor protein D54. The record is from RefSeq and is a predicted model, not a curated record. NCBI's taxonomy places the organism in Eukaryota, Metazoa, Chordata, Actinopteri, Salmoniformes, Salmonidae. Gene Ontology annotation, cellular component: cytoplasm.